This is a messenger RNA of Triticum turgidum subsp. durum (durum wheat), 1227 nucleotides long. Lineage: Eukaryota; Viridiplantae; Streptophyta; Magnoliopsida; Poales; Poaceae. The record is from the annotation of a GenBank genome assembly.
AUGAGCGCCUUGAUCAGGAAUCUCCGCCCCGCGCUGUCCGGGCUACUGCGGUCCAAGCCCGCUAUCCGAACGCCUCUUCCACUGCCGUCGUCGACCGCCCCGUGCCCGCGCUGCUACCACGCGCCGUCGACGCGGCGAUCUCACGAGGCCCUGCGAUCGCCGCCCCGCCUUGGCCGCCUCUUCCAACGUGACUCUCUCGUCCGUCGACCACCGCCGUCGUCGCCGCAUGCGCCAGCGGUCCCACUCCCACGCCCACGGCACUACUCCAGCCGGCCAAGAAGUUCCAGCGACGUGAAAUCCCAGAUAGUCUUCGCGGGGGUCGUCAUCAUCGUCGGCGGCGCGGUCACCAUCUGCUACGGCACCUUCGAGACCGUGCCCUACACCAACCGCCGCCACUUCGUCGUCCUCACGCACCCGGGGGAGCUCAAGCUCGGCGACUGGAUCUUCACCGGCGAGAAGAAGAAGCUGGGCGACAAGGUCCUCCCUCCGUCCCACCCUGCUUUUGUCCGUGUCCACGGCAUCGCCUCCGAGAUCAUCCGCGCCGCCGGACGCAGCCUCGCCGUCCACGAUGACAAUAAGCUCCUUGACGGUGAAAUAUGGGUCGGCGACGCGGCGCCGAGCUCCAAGAAGAAGGCUCAUACUCGCUGGGGAACGCCGAGGCAGCCGACGACCAAGCACCUCGACGGGUUCAAGUGGGAGGUGAUCGUCGUCAACAAUAAGCAGGUGAACGCCAUGUGCGCGCCCAGUGGCAAGAUCAUAGUCUACACCGGGCUGCUCGACAAGUUCAGCACCGAUGCUGAGAUCGCCACGGUGCUAGGGCACGAGGUUGCGCACGCCAUUGCAAGGCACACCGCAGAGGGGCUUACCAAGAACAUGUGGAUUCUCAUGCUCACGGUUUUCCUGGGCAUCUUUAUCGAUGACCCAAAGAUGAUUGAUAAGCUCGCCAAAUACCUCCUCAGCCUGCCCUUCUCACGAAAGAUGGAGAUAGAGGCAGAUCACAUUGGAAUCCUGCUGCUCGCUGCCGCUGGUUUCGAUCCACGCAUAGCCCCUAAGGUCCACGAGAAGCUCGGAGAGCUCGGUGGGAAUUCAUCAUCGUUCAAGGAGUACAUGUCUACUCAUCCUUGCAGCAAGAAAAGAACGCGGCUUUUACUGGAUUCCAAGGUCAUGGACAAGGUCAUGGCGUUAUAUACAGAAGCAAGAGCGAGAAAAGAAGAAAUUGAUCAAUGA